Lathyrus oleraceus (garden pea) is the source of this 621-nucleotide messenger RNA. RefSeq lists its product as uncharacterized. The coding region runs from base 1 to 621 and encodes 206 amino acids. Lineage: Eukaryota; Viridiplantae; Streptophyta; Magnoliopsida; Fabales; Fabaceae. The record is from RefSeq and is a predicted model, not a curated record. The transcript is spliced from 2 exons.
AUGGAUUUAGAAGCAGAGUGUGAAGAGUGUAAGACAUAUUUCAGUACUUUGGAUAUUGUAUGGCAGAAGGUGUUGAAGAAAAAGUUUCUUGAUUCCUUACAUCCAUACAUUAAUGACAUUGUUGAUGUCGGUGACGAUGGAAAUUGUGGUUUUUGGGUUAUUGCAACUUUACUUGGAUGGGGCGAAAAGUCAUGGCCUUUGAUUCGUACGCAUUUAGAUACUCAAGUUCAUCAACACCCUCAAUUGUUUUCGAAUUUGUUCUAUGACACAGUUUCUAUAGUUAAGAAUGUGUUACGAGUAGAACACUUAGGUAUGCAAGGUAUUGAUAAAUGGACGAGGAUUCCUGAUAUGGGUUAUCCUAUUGCUUGUAGAUACAUUGUUGUAUUUGUCUCCCUGUCAAAGAGACUUAACAUCACAUUUUCCCCUUUUACCUUAGCUUCACCUAUGUAUACGAGCAUGCAUAAAAUCAUUGAUGUUGGUUUUGUCAAUAACAAUCAUUGGGAUCAGGUAAAAUUGAAACCUGAUUGUCCAUUGUUGUCCGUCACUGACCAUUGGAGACAGUACUAUACUGAAGGUGUAAAAACAUGGGAAUCAACAUAUCCAGGAUGCAUUAGGCACUGA